AUGGGGUUAUUGGGAAUCAGGUUUCAUCCUAGGGAUGAAGAGCUUAUUCGUUAUCUACUCAAAUUCGUUUCAUGCAAGAAUUACUCGUGUGAUAAUAUUCGACUUGACGAUCUUUAUGGGAACAAGAAGCCAUGGGAGAUAUUCGAAAGCAAUUCGACAGGAGGGGAUGGAGAUGCUAAAAACGUUAAAUAUUUCUUUACUAAGUUGAAGAAGAAGAAAUCGGAUGGUAGGAGGUUUAUCCGGACCGUGAUUGGAGGAGGAUCAUGGAAGGGGCUCGACGGCGAAAAAUCAGUUUAUGAUGGAUUAAAGUUAGUUGGAUCGAAGAAGAAUUAUAGAUAUCAAUACAAAGGUUAUCAAGCUGAUGAUGUUGUUUGGACUAUGAGAGAAUACAGUCUCGAUGAGAAGAUCCUAAAGGCGUUAAGGCGACGGGGUUUAAUUCAAUAUGAGGACGUUGUUUUGUGUUGCGUUAAGCGUAAGAUUAAUGUGCAUGCUCGAGAUCAUAAGGAAUUGGGAGAUUGUAUGCCUAUGGAAAUUACCAGUGGAGACGAGGUUGUUGCUGCUGCCAUGGAUGCCACGCUUCAGACAACUCAACAAUACGAUUCGUGUCUAUUAAAUCGAUUCACAUCAUCUGAUGAACAUAAUAAUGUGUUUCAUGAGUUGCAGCAAGAUCAAAAUAGUGAGCAAUUGAUCAAUCAGGUGCAGAAUAUUGAAGACAUGGCACCUUUUGCUCAAAAUCAUAAUGGCUAUGUUGCAAGUUAUAUCGAGCAAGGGACAGUGAAUUUCCAGGAUUCGUGUCCGGUUUAUCCAUCCACGUUAUCUGAACACAACGCGUUUCAAGAGUUGCAACAAGAUCAAAAUAGUGAACAAGUAAACGUCGUCCAAGGAAACAAUAUUGAAGAGAUAGUGCCUUUUGCUCAGUAUCAUAAUGACGAUGUUACAAGUUAUUCGGUGGAAGGAGCAACAAAUUUUCAAGACUAUACAGGGGCUAAUUUUUCAUCAACAUUGGCUGAUCUGCAGAACGAUAGUGGAACACAGCCCCAGUUGCCUAUCUGCAUUAAUGUACAUGCUCGUGAUCAUAAGGAAUUGGGAGAUUAUAUGCCUAUGGAAAUUCCUAUUGGAAACGAGGUUGUUGCUGCCAUGGAUGGCACGCUUCUGACAACUCAACAACAUGAUUCGUGUCUUUUAAAUUCAUUCACAUCAUCUGAACAUAACAAUGUGUUUCAUGAGUUUCAACAAGAUCAAAAUAGUGAACAAUUGAUCAAUCAGGUGCAGACUAUCGAUGAGAUGGUGUCUUCAGCUCAAAAUCAUAAUGACGAUGUUACAAGUUAUUCAGAGAAAGGGGCAACAAAUUUUCAAGACUAUGACAUUGAUUGUUACACAGGGGCUGAUUUCUCAUCAACAUUGGCUGAUCUGCUGAACGUUAUUGGAACGCAGCCCCAGUUGCCUAUCUGCAUUGAUGAAUCUGGAUGCAAUUAUCAACUUCCUCAGCAGCUUGGAAGUACUUGUAUGGUACUUAAUGAAGGAAAUACUGAUGUUGCCGCAUUUGUGUCUGAUCAGUGGUCAGCGUGUUGUGAGGAUCAAGUGCAGAAUCUUGAAGAGGCAGCACCUAUUACUUUUACUGAGCCAACGGCCCCGUUAGCCAUAAACAGUGACGAGUGCUUCUCAAUGGAGGGAUUAUUUGACAUUGAUGACUUUAUUGCAGCAGACUUCAGUUGGGCAUCUGAUUUGUUUGAUUAG
Messenger RNA from Capsicum annuum, 1737 nucleotides. Its product is annotated as NAC domain containing protein 50-like. Gene Ontology annotation, biological process: regulation of DNA-templated transcription. NCBI's taxonomy places the organism in Eukaryota, Viridiplantae, Streptophyta, Magnoliopsida, Solanales, Solanaceae. The transcript has a single exon. Bases 1 to 1737 code for a protein of 578 amino acids. The record is from RefSeq and is a predicted model, not a curated record. Gene Ontology annotation, molecular function: DNA binding.